Messenger RNA from Dermatophagoides pteronyssinus (European house dust mite), 1307 nucleotides. It is a transcript of the gene Fib, whose product is annotated as rRNA 2'-O-methyltransferase fibrillarin. The record is from RefSeq and is a predicted model, not a curated record. Gene Ontology annotation, biological process: rRNA methylation; box C/D sno(s)RNA 3'-end processing. Lineage: Eukaryota; Metazoa; Arthropoda; Arachnida; Sarcoptiformes; Pyroglyphidae. Gene Ontology annotation, cellular component: small-subunit processome; Cajal body; nucleolus. Gene Ontology annotation, molecular function: RNA binding; rRNA methyltransferase activity; histone H2AQ104 methyltransferase activity.
CACGUGUUUUCACUUGAUCGACAGGACCAAAUUCAAGUGUGAAUUUCACUCAGCAGUUCUUGUAUUUUAUUUGACAAACGGGAUUCGAUUGGACUUGUAGUCGUAUCGAACCAUUUCUUUUUAUUAAUUUCUUUAUUUUUACAUUCAUUUCAUUAUCAUGGGUUUUGGUGCACCAAGAGGUGGAUUUCGUGGUGGCUCAAGGGGCGGAGGCCGUGGAGGUUUUGGUGGAAAUCGUGGUGGUGGAAAAUUCGGUGGUACACCGAAUGGAAAUAAAUUUGGUGGUGGUCGAGGUGGUGGUGGUGGUGGCCGCGGCUCAUUUGGUGAUCGAGGGGGAGGACGUGGGGGUUUCGGAAGAAGUCCCGGUCGAGGUGGUGGUGGUGGUCGCGGCGGAUUUGGUCAAAGGGGAGGAAGAGGUGGUGGAGGUGGUCGUGGCGGUGGUGGCGGCCGCGGUGGCAUGAGAGGUGGUCGUAAAGCUAUCAUUGAACCUCAUCAACGAUUAGAAGGCAUUUUUGUUGCCCGUGGCAAAGAAGACGCUUUGGUCACUAAAAAUUUGGUUCCAGGCGAUUCGGUUUAUGGCGAAAAGCGAAUUUCGGUCGAUGUGGAAAAUGGACAAAAAAUCGAAUACCGUGUAUGGAAUCCAUUCCGUUCGAAGUUGGGUGCAUCGAUAUUGGGCGGUGUUGAAGACAUACACAUAAAGCCUGGUUCGAAAGUACUUUACUUAGGCGCUGCAUCUGGUACUACAGUAUCGCAUGUAUCCGAUAUUGUCGGCCCAGAAGGUCGAGUUUAUGCUGUGGAAUUUUCUCAUCGCUCUGGACGUGACUUAUUGACCGUAGCACAGAAACGUUCGAACAUAGUGCCAAUAAUCGAAGAUGCACGUCAUCCGCAUAAAUACCGUAUGUUGGUCUCGAUGGUGGAUACCAUAUUUGCUGAUGUUGCUCAACCGGAUCAAGCUAGGAUAGUGCUUCUUAAUGCCCAAUAUUUUCUCAAAAUUGGUGGCCAUGUUGUCGUUUCGAUUAAGGCAAACUGCAUCGAUUCGACUGCACCCGCCGAGGCUGUAUUUGCCCAAGAAGUGAAAAAACUACAACAGGAACGUGUUAAACCAUUGGAGCAAGUAACAUUGGAACCAUAUGAACGUGAUCAUGCAGUUGUAGUCGGUUCAUAUCGUGUGGACGCCAUCAAAAGUUGAUCAUUUUUAUCUUCGUAAUCAUAUUAUUUUUCAUCGUUUGAUCAUGGACAUUUGUUUUCCAUUAUCAUAUAAUAGCUAUUAAUGAGUCAUCAUGAUUUGUAUUCGAAUAAAAAAUCUAUUC